AUGGCACUGGGGGCACCUUUCCCUCCCGGAGAUGCCCUAGCAAGAGUCAACUGUGUCUCAUCUGCGUGCACCGCACCUGUCUCUCAGUCCCAUCACAUCGUCAAGGCUGUACAGGUACAAGUCGCGCAUCGAAUUCCACCGAACAAACGACAAUUUGUUCUGACCCCCUCAGGACCCUGGUCUGCUCGAUGUCCGUCGAGCACAGGCGCCCCAUUUGAUUUGAUAACCGGGCUAAUGACGGACACUGAAAUGACGAUAUGUGGGGGGUGUCGCGUCUUUCUUGGGCACUGGGCCAGGGUUGCCAGCGGACGGGUGGGUUGCCAGUGCAGCUCGGGCCUGGGAACACUGUGCGAAUACAUGGACACUGACACGAGACGCAUGCUGUUUUUUUCAGCUGCAAACCAGCGAGCAACGGCGCCCGACAUGCAGCACAGCAACAUCGUGAGCAGGACACAAACCACCACGACGUUGCCAACGGCUGGCAGAGACAUGCACGGCUGCGCCAAUCCAUCGCCGCAUCGGGGCUUCUGCCAUUCCCCUCCUAGGCCAACUCUGGGCCUGGCCCACGCCUCCAUGUCCAAUCGAAUCCAGCCCAAUCCGAGACUCGCAUGUCACCGACUCGCCCCAGAUGGGGAGUCCUGGGGUCGCUUCGGCCGAAGCCCGUCGUCCCGUCCCAGCUCGCGCCAUCCAGUGCACCCUGGAUGCCCGGAUCUCCGCCUGCUCAGCGCUUGGCCCCAGUGGCCACAACGCCCAGAUGCACCCGCCAAAGCCUUCCAGGCUGCCCAGGACCCCGAACGCCCUGGCACGACAAGCACGGCCCCCCGCCAAACCGUUCCAUCCAGCCUGAUUGUCUUGCCACCGGCAAACCCAACGACAAAACAUCUCGGGCUUCGAUCUUCGUUCUAUGACGCCUUGUUUGGAAGUCCAACCAACCACGAAAUCAAGCAACCGCAUUGA
Messenger RNA from Ilyonectria robusta, 957 nucleotides. RefSeq lists its product as uncharacterized. NCBI's taxonomy places the organism in Eukaryota, Fungi, Ascomycota, Sordariomycetes, Hypocreales, Nectriaceae. The transcript is spliced from 2 exons. The coding region runs from base 1 to 957 and encodes 318 amino acids. The record is from RefSeq and is a predicted model, not a curated record.